Amoebophrya sp. A25 is the source of this 2484-nucleotide messenger RNA. Lineage: Eukaryota; Dinophyceae; Syndiniales; Amoebophryaceae. The record is from the annotation of a GenBank genome assembly.
AAAUCAACAAGAAGAUAAAAGAAGUUGCCAUGGUCUGCAUCAAAAAAUUUUCAAGAACCAGAGCGCGUAUUGAGAGUUGUUAGUCAGGCGAGACCUAUAGAUUUUUGUUGCAAGAAGUAGUAGAUAACCGACAUGGACAUCAUGUCCUUCAAACACAAGAAAAUAUCGCUUUUUGUGAUUUUAUCUCAUGUCCACGAAAGGAACACAAUCAUGAUAAAACAGUCGAUAGGCUUGGCCCACCUUCGGGACGUCUCCAGGUUUUUUCCUUCACAUCCUCGCUUUCUGCUCGUUCUUGUUUUCAAGAUCUGCUUUAUCAUGUCUUUGGCCGUGGAAACUACACUCGUCGCCGGAAAACAUGAGGACGCACCCCUCGAAGACGGUACCUUUAUGCACCUUCUCGUCAUUCCAGGCGGUGGCAUUGUUGAUGAAGAGCCUGCACCAUGGACCAAAGCACGACUUGAUGCCGCGGCAACAUACGCACACGAGAACUCGCUGCUUUGUCUUGAAGAUACUGACGGACGCAAGAUCAGGAGCGGAGAGGAUGAUAUCGUCACGACGAUGAGUUAUCGUUUCCUAACCUUAUCGUUGGGCACGCCGCACAAACCGAUUCCGGUGACCAGCGAAGGAAACUCCCUCAGUGAAGCAGGAGCAGCUGCGAAAUACCUGAUUGAAAAACACAACAUCCCUUAUGCAUGGAUCAUCUUUUUGUUUUUUGAUAGAUAAUCAACAGCUUCGUAUCACUCUUAUCUUUUCUAUGUGUUGAUCUCAUCACGCACAUGCACUGCGAAGAUGAUCUUCCUCUCUUUGGAAAUUGAUCUGAUACUAGCUAUCUAGCUCGUCUAGCAUUGACACGGAAUAUGGGACCUGAUAAAAAUAUAUGUUGGUUGGUCUAAGCUUCGCCGAGUAUGAUUCUCGAAGAGGGAGCAAGUCUCGAUACCAUUGGUAAUGCGUUUUUUCUUCGAGUGGUACACGUAGAGGCAUUGCAGAGACAGUUUGGGCGGCUGCAAAUCGCUGUCUUCACUUCCGCAUUUCACAUGCCCCGAACUGAAGCAAUCUUUCGGCAUGUGCUUUCAAUACCGUGGCACAUCAAUGGUAGAGUAGAAGCCGGAGCAAAUGGUGAACUCAGACAAGCGAACGGGAACGAUGCUGGACAGGCAGUAGAGGAAAAUGUCGAAGUUCCGGAUUCAGAUAUGACGAACAAAAAUAACAAUCCACUAAAACUUUCGUUCCACACGACGCCAAACGUCGGCAUCGCGGAUGACCAGAUGGCGGCACGAAGCGAGCGCGAAGCGGCAAGUCUAGGUACCUGGAGGGAAAGGACGCAACCUCGGUUGCGCACGUUGUUGGACGUACACACAUUCAUAUUUCGGGAGCAUGGGGCUUACGCAUCGAAACGCUUCGUCCAGCGAGCCAGUACUGUCGACUCAGCAGCCGUUCGAGGCACCUACUAGUCAGCAUGCGGGAGUGGGAAAACCUGAGUAUCUACUAUCAGACUGGGUGCGGUUGCUGAGUGAGCACACAUCACGACGAUGAACAUUUUUAGUGAACCUCGUCCAUAUUGGGCUCAUCACGCUCUCGCUCAUUUUACAAUUCACUUCUGCGCGGAUGUGGAGUUGGAUGCGAUCCUGUGUGUGCAUCGAGCCUACUGCUUCUAAGAAUUAUGAACUUGAAUGUAACAAAGAAAUGCGUUUAUUAUCAUCAACACAGUCAGCGGCGAAGAUUUUGUCGACCACGAUCAUUCCUUGUUUUGAUAUUGCCUUAAUUACGAGCGACUAGGAAUCUUCAGAAGUUUUAACAGAAACAGACAACGACAAACAAAUUCCGACAACGAAAAAUGCAAGAAAAUGACAAUGGAAUAUACUUACACAGCAAUCUAACUGCAGAUACGCAGCCUUCCGCAAGCGAUGUCUUUUAACAACUUCUUCAUGAAUUCGAAUGCUUCGAAAAACGGACUGGACCUUGUAUAUUGAAGAAGGUAAUGAACAACAACAGUGGCUAUGCUGAUGGUAGAUGGUCAUGGUUGAGGUUGACAGCUUGAUACGUAAGAUAUCACGACUAUGGCAAACACGCAGCUGACAACAUAGAAGCAUUAUAGAUACGGAAAUAAUUUGAAUUUUCAUGCAGCGUUUUAGCACUGCUACUGCUUAUCCCCAUUCUUGUAAGUGAUGGCUCCAGCUUCUCCAACCAACAUUCUCCAACCAACAGGUGAGUCGGUGUUUCUUGUUAGGAAGGGCAUUUUGCGCUGCCAUGAGCAGCAUCAGCAGAGGGUAAAAAUAGGGGAGAGACGAGGCGUUCUAGAUAGGAUCGGAAUUUUUCGAGAGUUCGAGUCCUGGCACUGUUGAUGACACAUUCAUAGUUUUUCAGAUGCGUUUACGACUUUCACCUCGCCUGUGCCCCUGCUCAUUGUAGUGGAGCAUGUAUUUUUGAAUGAGGCUUCUUAUUUUGUUAACGUUGGUCAUGAAGUACUAGUGUAUGGAUUAAGCC